AUGGGUUACUCCGAACCCACAUUCCCGUUGAACGGCCACUGUUCUGUCGUCCACGAUGGCACGCUCUAUGUUUAUUCAUCUGCUGGUUUCCAGUCGCUGAAGCUUGAAGAGGGGGCGGAAUGGACGGCAAUGCCCAUGGACAUAUCGCUGUCAGGGGCCGCCUGCGUCAACGCCGAGGCGGCUGGAAUGAUGUAUAUUGUCGGAGGAGCAGUCAAUGAGACGACUUCCACGUGGAACUACCCCGGACUGAUGCACUACACAUUCAAGGAGAAGAAGUGGGAUUGGUUGCGGGCCGAAAGCUGGAACACACAGAACCGACAGAACCACGGCGCAGUCUAUCUUGAGAAGGCGAAGAAGCUCCUCAUCUACUCUGGAUCGCAGACCACUGGAGCCAACGGACCCUCCUCGGAAACGUUUCUCAUGUCCACCGUCCCGCCUUACACCGUCGAAAGCCAGCCAUCCAAUGGCGCACCGCCGCUAGUGAAGCCCAUGCUCAUCAGCAUGGACGACGAAUCAGCUCUGCUUGUUGGUGGAGGUGCUGCUAACACAGCUCUCUGGAAGUUCAGCAUCGGGACCGGCUGGCAAGACCUAGGAGUCGCGCUCCAGCAGCCAAUCGUGAAUCCCGAGGCCGUCCAAUGUACCGUGGUGUCCGGCAAGGGCAAGAGUAGGGUGCUUGAAAAGUUCGACAUGAGCGUCACACCAAACAAGGUCGAUCGCAUCCUCCUGAUCAAGGAAGAUGGCACUCCUGCUGCUCCCGGCGCAACUCCUGGAAAAGCGAAGCGUGUCACCGUGGACAGUUGGCCCGAGUACAACUCAACAUAUGCGCCGACUUCUGCACGCUCAGGCUACUCUCUUGCACAGUCCAAAGAGGGACUCACCGUUGCCAGUGGAGGCAAUCAGUCUGAUCCAAUCGUAUUGUUUGACGCAAAAGAGAAUUCGUGGAUGAAUGCCACGGCAUUGUUCUCUGGACAGCAGGUCAUUUCAAACUCGGUGAGCUCCUCUUCUUCGCCAACCAGUUCGCCAACCUCAACACCCGUGUCGUCCACUACUCCGAGCUCAUCUGGCGAUGCUGCAGUACUGCCAGUCGCACCUGACAACAAGGCCAAGAUGAUGACAGUCCUGGGAGCCACACUCGGCACCAUCUUUGGCAUUGCCGCUAUUCUCAUUCUGAUACUCAUGUGCCUCAAGUACAGGAAGAGCAAGAGCAAGCAAAGCCAAGGUUACGUAGAAAAGGAUCGCAUGAGCUUCGCGGACCGUGGAGCGGACUUUAUGAAGGAAGCUGGUGGAUCAGAAGUGACCCAUCCCUACAACUUGGGUAACGACUCGCACACCUCUUUGGCCAUUAUCCAAGGCCGUGGUGUGAACGGCCACAAGAAGAACAUGGCCAGCGAUGCUAGCACCGCGGGUCUCAUGAAGAAGACAAGUCCACUAGGAUAUUCAGAUCCUGUCGAGUUGUCAAAGUUCGAUCUGAAGCCCGAGCCCGUAAACGAUAAAAUGGUGCGACAGAACUCUGGCCGUGUGCCCGCUAUGACCAAAUCAACCCCGCGCUCUCGAAGCUCUGGAUGGAGUCGUUACUUUGCAAACAACGAGGCGACGAACCUCGCGAACGUACAAGCGGAUCGCUCAACCUACGCUUCGGAUCGGACAAGCACAGUCAGUCAAUCACAGUACACCAACUCACGAAUCUACAACCAGCAUCUAUCACAGCAUGUAGCACCACUCCAGAUUCCUACAUUCGACGGACAGCGUCUGAGCAGAGUCGCCAGUGGGAGCCCAACGCUUGGAAGCUCGACAGAGAGACUGCCCCACCAAGUGCAGCCCAUGCAAGCUGAGCUAGGUCGCGCCAAUUCGAACGGUAGCACCCGAUCCGGUGUGAGCUACAAUGAACACUAUUUCCGCGACCCCGUGGAAAGUUGGACGCCUGUCGGUGAAAACCAGAGAACCAGCAGCGCGUACACUGGCAGCAUGGUUUUCGACUCAAACAAUAACAACAAGAACGACGCCACUAGCUCUUACUACCCUGAUGGCACUGAUUCUUUCUACCCAAAGAGCAACUUCAGUUCUUUCUACCCAGGCCAAGGAACCACUGUCAUUCCAGACAAUCGCGAUAGCUCAAACACCAUGUUCCCUUCAGGGAACCGGCCAGCUGCCCCGACUGAUGAGAUGCCCAAGAGUAAAUUCAGCUCAAUGUAUCCAUCUCCACCGCGGAUUGGUCUCCCGCAGGAGCGCGAGAGCACAGUCACUCUCUUUCCAGGACCCAACCCUUCAGCAGCAGCUCCUUCAUCGAACAACCAGCCAAGUUCCUUCUACCCUGCCCCUCGUUUAGGACAUGAAAGCACAUCCACAAUGUUCCCCGGUCCCGGCGGAGCACAAAACAAGUCCAAGGAUGGACAGUCAGACAUGUCAUGGCUGAACCUAGGAACUGGCCGUUAA
Messenger RNA from Parastagonospora nodorum SN15, 2433 nucleotides. RefSeq lists its product as hypothetical. Bases 1 to 2433 code for a protein of 810 amino acids. Lineage: Eukaryota; Fungi; Ascomycota; Dothideomycetes; Pleosporales; Phaeosphaeriaceae. The record is from RefSeq and is a predicted model, not a curated record. Gene Ontology annotation, molecular function: protein binding. The transcript has a single exon.